AUGAAUGAAUGGGAUCCAGAAAAACAGUCAAUCUUAGCUGGAGACGUAGAAGCAAAAUCUUCAGAUGCCCAGCAAGCAUUCAGUCCAGAUUAUCAGCAGAAGUUUCCAGAGAAUGAAGCUGGUCACUAUAUUUCCCCCUUUCAUGAUAUUCCUCUGAAGGUGGAAUCUAAAGAGGAAAAUGGCAUUCCUACAAAGAGAGCACGGAAUGAUGAAUCUGAGAAUUUGUUUAAUAUGGUUGUUGAAGUACCUCGGUGGACAAAUGCUAAAAUGGAGAUUGCCACAGAGGAGCCAUUGAAUCCCAUUAAACAAGACGUAAAGGAUGGCAAGCUACGUUAUGUGGCGAAUAUUUUUCCUCAUAAGGGUUAUAUAUGGAAUUAUGGUGCCCUCCCUCAGACUUGGGAAGAUCCCCACAGAAACGAUAAGAGCACAGACUGCUGUGGAGAUAAUGAUCCUAUUGAUGUCUGUGAAAUAGGUUCAAAGGUUCUUUCUCGUGGAGAGGUUAUUUGUGUGAAGAUCCUUGGGAUUUUGGCUCUUAUCGAUCAGGGUGAAACAGAUUGGAAAUUAAUUGCUAUCAAUGUGAAAGAUCCAGAAGCCUCAAAGUUUCAUGAUAUUGAUGAUGUUCGGAAGUACAAACCAGGUUAUUUGGAAGCUACACUUAAUUGGUUUAGAUUUUAUAAGGUGCCAGAGGGAAAACCAGAAAACCAUUUUGCUUUUAAUGGAGAAUUCAAAAACAAGGCUUUUGCUCUUGAAGUUAUUAAAUCUACACAUGAAUGUUGGAAAGCAUUGCUUAUGAAACAGUGUGAUGGAGGGGCUAUAAGUUGCACAAAUGUGCAGAUAUGCGAUAGUCCUUAUCAUUGUGCUCAAGAGAAAGCAAGAUCAUUAGUUGAAUCGGUAUCAUCUUCAAUAAGUAAAGAAAGUCAAGAAGAAGAGCAAGUGUGGCACUUCCUUGGCAAGUGAUGGGAACAUUUGAAGUUCUGCCAUCAAGAUUCCAGUCUCUGAGGACUUCCAGACUGUCUCCCUCAAGUGCUGGAGAUAGGCAGAUCGAUGAGAAUUUGCUAACUUUCUGUUGAAACUCUUUUUCCCCCCAAACUUUCUGGGAUAUGCACUAUGUAAAUAAACACUGGUUUUGAAUUA
Messenger RNA from Myotis davidii, 1134 nucleotides. It is a transcript of the gene PPA2, whose product is annotated as pyrophosphatase (inorganic) 2. The transcript is spliced from 12 exons. Bases 1 to 957 code for a protein of 318 amino acids. The record is from RefSeq and is a predicted model, not a curated record. Gene Ontology annotation, cellular component: cytoplasm. Gene Ontology annotation, molecular function: inorganic diphosphate phosphatase activity; magnesium ion binding. NCBI's taxonomy places the organism in Eukaryota, Metazoa, Chordata, Mammalia, Chiroptera, Vespertilionidae. Gene Ontology annotation, biological process: phosphate-containing compound metabolic process.